This is a messenger RNA of Saimiri boliviensis boliviensis (Bolivian squirrel monkey), 345 nucleotides long. Lineage: Eukaryota; Metazoa; Chordata; Mammalia; Primates; Cebidae. The record is from RefSeq and is a predicted model, not a curated record.
AUGGCUGAACCGGAACAGGACAUCAGGGAGAAGCCAGCAGUCAGAAUUCAGAGCCCCAAAGAAAAUGACUUCAUUGAAAUUGAACUGAAGAGACAAGAACUGAGUUACCAAAAUUUACUAAAAGUGAGUUGCUGUGAACUGGGGAUUAACCCAGAGCAAGUGGAGAAGAUCAGAAAGCUACCAAACACCCUGCUCAGAAAGGACCAAGACAUUCGAAGACUGCGGGACUUUCAGGAAGUAGAACUCAUUUUAAUGAAAAAUGGAAGCUCUGAAUUGACAGAGUAUAUACCAUCUCUGACAGAAAGAUCCUGCUACAAUAGCAAAGCUGCAAAAAUGACUUAUUAA